AUGGCGAAACAAUCGGCAACUUCAGGAUGGUGGACUUGGUCAUCUAAGAAGAAAGCACUGGUCUUGUCCUUGGUUGCGCUCAUCGUUGUAGCGCUUGGCGUGGGAUUGGGAGUCGGGCUUGGGAUCGGGCUCAAGCAACAUCAUGGAAAAAGGAGCGGAAAUGCACCGACCAGCAAUGGGGGGAAUGGCGGAGCUAAUACCACAGUCAAAUGGCAACCAGCGGCUGGGACCAAAUGGCAGAUCGAGCUACUAAAUCCCUUGACCGACACUUCGGUUGAUGCACCCGUCUACGACAUCGAUAUGUUCGACAACCGUGUUAAGGUGAUAUGCGAUCUACAGAACAUGGGGCGGAAAGUUAUUUGUUAUUUCUCAGCAGGAACCUAUGAGAACUGGCGUCCGGACGCUAGCGAUUUCCGUUCCUCUGAUUUUGGGAACAAGCUGCCGGACUGGUCCGGCGAGAAGUGGCUAGAUACCAACUCUAAAAACGUACGCGAAGUCAUGAAGACUCGACUCGACCUGGCAAAGAAGAAAGGCUGUGAUGGUGUUGAUCCGGAUAAUAUCGAUGCAUACGACAACUCAAACGGACUCGGGCUGACCAAAGCGGACGCCAUUAACUACGUCAACUUCCUCGCCAAAGAAGCAGAUGCCCGUGGCUUGGCCAUAGGCCUCAAGAAUGGCGGCGAUAUCAUCGACUCUGUGAUCGAUAACAUGCAAUGGAGCGUGAACGAGCAAUGUGCCCAAUAUGAUGAAUGCGCUAUAUUCGACCCGUUCAUCCAAGCAAACAAACCUGUCUUUCACAUCGAAUAUCCCAAGUCCGACGGAACCAAUAACAACAACGCCGUGACAGCAAAACAACGGUCAGCGGCCUGCAACGCGGCGAAUGAGAAAGGAUUCUCUACAGUGAUCAAGAACAUGGACCUCGAUAACUGGGUCGAGUACUGUUCCUAA
Messenger RNA from Penicillium riverlandense, 948 nucleotides. Its product is annotated as endo alpha-1,4 polygalactosaminidase. The transcript has a single exon. The coding region runs from base 1 to 948 and encodes 315 amino acids. NCBI's taxonomy places the organism in Eukaryota, Fungi, Ascomycota, Eurotiomycetes, Eurotiales, Aspergillaceae. The record is from RefSeq and is a predicted model, not a curated record.